Molecule: messenger RNA, 321 nt
Organism: Miscanthus lutarioriparius
Lineage: Eukaryota; Viridiplantae; Streptophyta; Magnoliopsida; Poales; Poaceae
Source: the annotation of a GenBank genome assembly
AUGGCGGACUUGGUGGGGCCGCGGGUGUACAGCUGCUGCCAUUGCCGGAACCACGUCUGCCUCCACGACGACAUUAUCUCCAAGGCCUUUCAGGGACGGAAUGGCCGUGCAUUUCUGUUUUCUCAUGCCAUGAACAUAGCUGUGGGGCCUAAGGAGGAUAGGCAACUCAUGACAGGCAGUCACACCGUUGCUGAUAUCUACUGCCGUGACUGCCGUGAGGUGCUAGGGUGGAAAUAUGAGAGGGCUUAUGAGGAGUCGCAGAGAUACAAGGAAGGGAAGUUCAUAUUUGAGAAAGCAAAGAUUGUUAAGGAAAAUUGGUAG